CAACGUUCUGUCCGGAACUAACAAGUUCACUAUGUUUCCACGGACUUUUUAUUUUGCUGGACCUUUUUCUUGACAGCAAGUAGCACUAAACCAUGAUUGGAGUGGAGGCUGGGCUUUACAUCGGGUCUGUGUCCGAUCUGAAGGACGCUCAGAGCCUGACAGACUCAGGUGUAACACACAUACUCACCGUUGACUCAGAGGAACCUGCUGUCACUGGAUUCCACACCAAAUUUGUCCGAGCAUUGGAUGAAGCGUCCACAGAUCUCCUGAGUAGACUGGAUGACUGUGUCAGCUUCAUAUGUGACGCUGUCAGCACACACUCUGAAUCCAAACCAUCAGCAGUUCUUGUGCAUUGCCAUGUAGGGCAAAGUAGAAGUGCUGCUGUGGUGACUGCUUACCUGAUGAAAACACAACAUCUGAAUUUACAGGAUGCAUAUACUAAGCUCCAAAACUUAAAACCAGAUGUUAAAAUGAAUGAAGAAUUUAUGGACCAGCUGGCACUUUAUGAAUUAAUGGAAUGUAAAGUAGACACCACAAAUCCCUUAUAUAAGCAGUUUAGAUUGAAGAAAAUUACAGAGAAAUAUCCAGAACUUCAGAAUGUGCCAAAAGAUGUCUUCGCUGUUGACCCUGCACAAACCCAGAAUGCAGAAGCUGUAUACAGAUGUAGGAAGUGCAGACGCACACUUUUCCGUCACUCCAGCAUUCUCAGUCACUGUGUGGGAAGUGGAGCCUCUGCAUUCGCUCAUAAGAAGACGAGGAUAGUCAGUGAUAGUGAGGAUCAGAGACAGUGUACAUCCUACUUUAUAGAGCCGGUGCAAUGGAUGGAGCCGGCCUUACUAGGUGUUAUGGAUGGACAGCUUUUGUGUCCCAAGUGCAGCUCAAAGCUGGGCUCCUUUAACUGGUAUGGUGAACAGUGUUCGUGUGGGCGCUGGGUGACACCGGCCUUCCAGAUGCACAAGAACAGAGUGGAUGAAAUCAAACACAUCAGUAUAUCUGCACUCAAAUGACCUGCAAAUAAAAAAAAAUGUAUUAUAUGCUCAGAAACUGUUGUUAUUGGUAGUGUUUUAUUACUUCCCUGGUGAAAAAAACAGCAUAUGCUGGUAGGUAUGUUUUGAAGCUGGAAUGCUGGUUAGGUAUGUUUUGAUGCUGGUUUACGCUGGUCCUUUGCUGGUUUAUGCUGGUCCUUUGCUGGUUUAAGCUGGUCCUUUGCUGGUUUAAGCUGGUCCUUUGCUGGUUUAUGCUGGUCCUUUGCUGGUUUAUGCUGGUCCUUGACCAGCAACAUGACUAGCAUAAACCAGCAAUGACCAGCAUAAA
This is a messenger RNA of Labeo rohita (rohu), 1314 nucleotides long. It is a transcript of the gene dusp12, whose product is annotated as dual specificity phosphatase 12. Gene Ontology annotation, biological process: protein dephosphorylation. The record is from RefSeq and is a predicted model, not a curated record. Gene Ontology annotation, molecular function: protein tyrosine/serine/threonine phosphatase activity. NCBI's taxonomy places the organism in Eukaryota, Metazoa, Chordata, Actinopteri, Cypriniformes, Cyprinidae. Bases 93 to 1007 code for a protein of 304 amino acids. The transcript is spliced from 7 exons. Gene Ontology annotation, cellular component: nucleus.